AUGCGUCUUCCAUACGUUCCAGAGCCUCCUCCCACCACCACACCCGAAGAGGCAGAUAUUCUGGCCCGAGUACAGGCGAGACGUACUCCCGGGGGCUUGAUCCCACUUGAUCGCGCCCUUCUACACUCAUUUCCAGUGGCAGACGGGUGGAAUUCAUUCAUUGGGGCGAUUCGGACAAAGACAAGCCUGACAACUAUCAUCAAGGAACUGAUCAUUUGCCGCGUGGCCGUUCUGAACGGAGCAUGGUUCGAGUGGGAACACCAUGCUCCUUUGCUGCAGGAGGGUGGAUUCAGCGAGGACGGGAUGCUCGUUGUCCGAGAUGCGCGGGCAAAUAUAGCCCAGAAAGUCGAGGAGAAGGUCUUGAGUCCAGCUGAAGGCGCGGUUCUGAAGUAUACAGAUGCUAUGACUCAGACGGUUGCGGUGCCAGAUCUAGUGUUCCAGGAUCUCAAAAACUUUUUUAACGAGAAGGAAAUUGUGGAGAUCACGGCGACUUCGGCGGCGUAUAACUGUGUCAGUCGAUUCCUUGUUGCGUUGGAUGUUGGUGAAAGAAAUAUUCAGGAUUGA
Aspergillus clavatus NRRL 1 is the source of this 564-nucleotide messenger RNA. Its product is annotated as carboxymuconolactone decarboxylase family protein. Lineage: Eukaryota; Fungi; Ascomycota; Eurotiomycetes; Eurotiales; Aspergillaceae. Gene Ontology annotation, molecular function: peroxiredoxin activity. The record is from RefSeq and is a predicted model, not a curated record. The transcript has a single exon. The coding region runs from base 1 to 564 and encodes 187 amino acids.